CGGCAUUCAUGUGUCAGCUGUGGGCGGAUCUAUCGGACUUCCCUGUGCUGUCGCUUUCGAUUGUAGCGUAAUUAGCAGCUGUACGUGCGCAGCGGUUUACUUCGACCUGUCUGAGGGACUGACAGUGAUCCAGCGGCGCACUGAAAACCAGCUCCAGUCCCUGCAGAUCACAUCAUGAGUGUCAGCUCAAGACGGAGCAGCGGGGAAGACCUCGACGAGCUGGAGUCAGUCAGCUGGUAUCAUUAUGAUUUGUCUCGGCAUGCAGCUGAAGCUCUUCUCCUUUCGAAUGGGGUGGAUGGGAGUUUUUUACUCAGAAACAGCAACAAAGGACCUGACUGCUUUGCUUUGUCUGUUCGAGCAAAGGAUUCAGUGAAACACUUUCAUGUCCGGAGGCAGUUUGGCAAAUAUUCCUUUGGUUUCAAUGAAUUUCCUUCCCUUCAGGAUUUUUGCAGUCACCUUGCCAAUCAGCCGCUGCUAGGCAGUGACACAGGAAACCUGAUAGUGCUACGAUUUCCAUACCCACGGCAGGUGGAAGAACCGUCCAUUUAUGAGACUGUGUGUGUGCAUACGGCCAUGCAGACAGGUCGACAUGAAAACGACCUAGUGCCUAAUGCUCCAUCACUUGGCACUAAAGAAGGUUAUCUGGUUAAACAAGGAGCUAUCAUCAAGAACUGGAAGCAGAGAUGGUUCACACUGAAUAGAAAUGAACUUAAAUAUUUUAAAGAUAAGAUGUUUGUAGAGCCAAUACGAACCCUGGAUCUGACGGAGUGCUCUGCUGUUCAGUUUGAUUACAGUCAGGAGAGGGUUAACUGCUUCUGUCUGGUGUUCCCCGAGAGGACGUUUUAUUUGUGUGCAAAAUCUGGUGCUGAGGCAGAUGAAUGGAUUAAAAUACUUCGAUGGAAACUGUCACAGAUAAAGAAAGGACGAUGAUGUUCAACAUGGAGAGAAGUAGUAGCGGAGCAAUGCGAGCUGUAUACAUUUAAAUACUAGUAUAUACAGAGGAUACAUCAACUGCGUCUGAUGCUCUGUGAUCUUGGCAUCACGGUUGUACAACUGAUCACACCUAAAAUAUCUUUUGGUCAAUGAAUAAGUUUUUACAUAGAAGAAAAGCACAGUUCCAAGGCACCAUGCUAUUGUGCUUUAUAAAGCUAUCUGAAGACGGUGCACUACCAGUAUUGAGAUUAUAAUUGACAAGUUUUUUUUUUUUUUUCUCCAUAUUGUGUUCUGUGUUGAGUUUCAGUUCUCCUCGUUCUUCUCCAGCCCCAAGUUAAACAGUGUGUCUGCUUUCAAACAUAUGUACAUUUCCCCUUAUAUACAUGUUUGCAAUUUUGUUUGUCAAAUCCUUUGGAUGCAAUAAGCUUUUUCCAGAAUAGAGAGCUGCUGUAAUUACAUAUUUUUGUAGGCCAACUUGGAAACUAGAAUCAACCUUGACAAAAACCCAACAGGAAUUUUCCAUUAGCUUUUGGAUUUGUUCAUCAUGAUAAGCUUAAUAAAUAAACACAAUGUAUCAAUUUUAAAGCUUAAAUAUAGUCACUGAAAUUAAAAAUCCAAAUGUAGGCUAUAAGCAAACAACACCAGUUAAGAGUUAUUAGAAUAUCUCACAGGAGUGGGAUUAUAUACACACUACAUGACGAGGUGAUGUGAAUGCAGACUAGUGAUUAGAUGAGUCUCCUUGUUUGGCUUAAUAACGUUUUCAACCUUUGUAGACCAAAAUGUGAAGAAAAAAAAAAUAACCCCAAACCUUAUUUCAGACUUGAGCUCACGCUCAAAAAUCUUCAGGAUGAUGGAACUGAAAGUGAUAAAAUGCCAACUUGCUACUGGGUUUAAAACUACAAAAAUACUUAAUACCUGCAGCACUCAAUAGACCACCAAAGUAUAAUUAUAAUAAAAUGAUGAGUUCUCUAAGUAGCAGUUCUUCUCUAUUGUGCUGUUAACUAAAAAUGAGCAUGUACAUAAUACCUGUUUUCAAACCAAGAUUGUAAAAAUGUUUUAAUAAAGCCAAUAAAUAAAAUCUAUUUUUGUAAA
Carassius auratus (goldfish) is the source of this 2025-nucleotide messenger RNA. It is a transcript of the gene dapp1, whose product is annotated as dual adaptor of phosphotyrosine and 3-phosphoinositides. Lineage: Eukaryota; Metazoa; Chordata; Actinopteri; Cypriniformes; Cyprinidae. The transcript is spliced from 9 exons. Bases 175 to 930 code for a protein of 251 amino acids. The record is from RefSeq and is a predicted model, not a curated record.